AUGUACUCUCUUCUGUUGCACUACCAUCUUUCGUAUCCACGCCUCACCUUUCAGCUCAACUUCCGCAUAGUACGUUUACGAAGAAUUUAUAUUGAUCCGCAGCAGGAUGAACGUUGGCAUCGACUUCAUAUUGACGUGUUUUUGAAUCCGGAUUUCGAUGAUGUGCAUGAGAUGCUCUCUUACGGCAAACGCGGUUAUAUACCAGCAAGGGAUCCCACAUAUACUUGGACGCGCGAUCAAGCGAUUGAGUUGAGAACCAAGGCUCGCUUAGACCUCACCAUCUUUUGUGAUUCUUUGAAAUCUGCUGGACAGUCCCUGGAUGAUCCCGUCGAGGAACAGAGGUUCAUUCACCCGGAAUCGGGACGAUGGCUUUAUCGUGGAGAGCGUCUUCCACAUUAUGCUCGUCAUCUUCCUGCACCAGGGCACGAAGUUCUCACGCAUAGCACAACACGGCGCCUUUUGGAUUUUGUCGAUUUGUCUGAUGGCAGCAAGUGGUUUAUGAUCACCUGGAACACUAUGAUGGUGACCUUGGGUAAAGCACGAUGUGACGAAGCUGGCCCUUACUGGCUGAAUGUGGGUAAA
Molecule: messenger RNA, 582 nt
Organism: Cylicostephanus goldi
Lineage: Eukaryota; Metazoa; Nematoda; Chromadorea; Rhabditida; Strongylidae
Source: the annotation of a GenBank genome assembly